ACCUAUAGCUUUUUCCUUAAAUUGAGACUGCUGAAAAGUUAGGGCACAAUUUGUGAAACGAAUAUAUGCAACCUUAUAAAAGAUGGAUAUUGAUAUUCACAAUUACCCCGCAAUCUUGUAAUCAAGCUCAGCAUCUGCGGCAAUCAUCGGGCGGCCGGCGAACGAUAAGAUCAUCAUUGCGGUGAAGUAUGGAAGCCAAUAGGCGGCAAGGUGGAAUUAAACUACUGCUAGCUGCUGAACAAGAAGCUCAACAAAUUGUCAAUGCUGCCAGAAGUGAAAAAAUGGGCAGACUAAAACAAGCCCAAGAGGAAACUGGAAAGGAGGCAGCCGAAUAUCGAGCGCAGAUGGAACUUGAGCUUCAAAGGAAAAUCACAGAGAGCUGUGGAGAUUCAGGCACCAAUGUGGAGCGCCUUGAACAAGAGACGGAUGCAAAGAUCCACCACUUCAAAAUGGAGGCUGGAAAAAUAUCAUUUGACGUCAGCCAAAUGCUUUUGAAGCAUAUUACUACUGUUAAUGUCUAAUCUUUUUGUUGGUUAAGUUGGUGCCAUGCUCUAUUUUGGACAUGAUUGUUUUGUCAUGAAUUUUAUCGGUAAACAUGUACAUCAACAGACUUGCUGCCUUCUGUAGAUAGCAAUCCUUUUGUACAUUUUGCUGCGGGCUUUCAAUAACAAACCCUAUUGGUGACUCUUCAUAUCA
Messenger RNA from Rhododendron vialii, 696 nucleotides. Its product is annotated as V-type proton ATPase subunit G-like. NCBI's taxonomy places the organism in Eukaryota, Viridiplantae, Streptophyta, Magnoliopsida, Ericales, Ericaceae. The record is from RefSeq and is a predicted model, not a curated record. Gene Ontology annotation, biological process: proton transmembrane transport. Gene Ontology annotation, cellular component: vacuolar proton-transporting V-type ATPase complex. Bases 189 to 521 code for a protein of 110 amino acids. The transcript has 4 exons. Gene Ontology annotation, molecular function: proton-transporting ATPase activity, rotational mechanism.